Cyphomyrmex costatus is the source of this 1369-nucleotide messenger RNA. RefSeq names its product YEATS domain-containing protein 4 Gas41 (gene Gas41). The transcript is spliced from 4 exons. The record is from RefSeq and is a predicted model, not a curated record. Gene Ontology annotation, biological process: regulation of DNA-templated transcription. NCBI's taxonomy places the organism in Eukaryota, Metazoa, Arthropoda, Insecta, Hymenoptera, Formicidae. The coding region runs from base 628 to 1311 and encodes 227 amino acids.
AGAAUAUUCGACUGUGAUUGGUCAAUUCUUACGCAAUUGUAGAAUGGGCUUAAAGCCCAUUCUACAUUAGUCGUAUCGUAAGCAUCGCAGGGUCACAAAUUUGUUGGCAACAGCCAAUCCGAUGUGUCAAUUUAAAGUUCACGAUGCUUAAGCCCAUUCUACAUUGGUCGUAUUGUAGACGUCGCAGGUCACAAAUUUGUUGCAACAGCCAAUCCGAUGUGUCAGUUAGAAGUCUCACGACGCUUACGAUGCCAUGAUACGACCGGUGUACGUUCGAGCUACUCUAUUUUCGCGGGCAUCACCCGUUUGUUUUCAUAUUUGUACGGUUUAUAUUUAAGACGUGAUCUGGCCUUAUCGACCUCCUAUUUCAUUAUUUGGAGGCGGGAGCCAUUAAUUAAAGAAGAAGAAGAAGAAGACCAUGGCAAUUGUAGGGCUGUGACAGAUUUCCUAACCUCAAUAGUCGUCAACUUUGAUGCUUACUCGGAUUGCGGGGCAGAGCGACGCUUAUUUCUGCCAGAUUCUUUCGUUUUAUGGAAGAACGCGUCGAAUGAGUAUAAUUUAAUCGAUUUUUGAGACUAUUACCCUCUAUUGCACCUUUACUGUGAUUUCAAGUUUAUUGUAAAGACAAUGGCAUCCACAAACGAGUUUGGUCCAGAUUCUGGUGGUAGAAUAAAGGGUGUUACCAUAGUUAAGCCUAUAGUUUACGGAAAUGUAGCACGAUACUUUGGCAAAAAGAGGGAGGAAGAUGGACACACGCAUCAGUGGACUGUAUAUGUUAAGCCCUAUAACAAUGAGGAUAUGUCCACCUACGUGAAGAAGGUACAUUUUAAGCUACAUGAGAGUUACAAUAAUCCUAAUCGGAUUGUAACGAAACCACCGUAUGAAUUGACAGAAACCGGCUGGGGAGAAUUUGAGAUAGUCAUUAAAAUCUAUUUUCAUGAUCCGAACGAACGUCCUGUAACAGUAUAUCAUAUACUGAAAUUGUUUCAGUCGACGCCUGAGAUACAACUGGGGAAGAAAAGUCUAGUAUCCGAAUUUUAUGAAGAGAUAGUUUUUCAGGAUCCAACAGCUUUGAUGCAACAUCUACUGAAUUCUAGUAGACCAAUGACGCUCGGAGCUUGGCGACAUAAUACAGACUUUGAAGCAUUGAAGGAAUCUGCAAUGAAGGACAUUAUGGAAGCACGCAGCAAGAUUAGACUCGAAGUGAUAGAUUUAAAAGAGAAAUUGACCUUGGCAAAAGAGACAAUUGCAAAAUUUAAGGAGGAAAUUGCAAAGAUUUCUAAAGCCGGUGGAAGUUUAUCAGUCACAUAAUGUUAUUUUUAAAUAGAAAUAAUGAUAUUCAACAAAUAUAGAUGGCGUUUAUAGGAGU